Molecule: messenger RNA, 1761 nt
Organism: Agrilus planipennis (emerald ash borer)
Lineage: Eukaryota; Metazoa; Arthropoda; Insecta; Coleoptera; Buprestidae
Product: acyl-CoA-binding domain-containing protein 5
Exons: 5
Coding region: 232-1143 (303 amino acids)
Biological process (GO): fatty acid metabolic process
Molecular function (GO): fatty-acyl-CoA binding
Source: RefSeq, a predicted model, not a curated record
UGUCGAGAAGCGCUCGCUUGCGGUGGAAAGCAGCGAAAAGUAAACAAAAAAAAUGAUAGUAACAGUCAAUGCAAGUGACAGUGACAGUUGAGUUUUGCAAUUACACUUUGGUGAAAUAUAUUCCUAGAAAGUAGUUAAAAACUGCUGAUAAUUAUGUAGCAAAUAGUAUUUUAAGUUUAUAUCAAAUACCUACUUGCUUUAUUUUAUGUUGCAUUUUUGUAACUACCUACCAUGACUACUGAAGAAAAAUUUAACGCUGCAGUAAAUGUGAUAAGGAGUUUACCGAAAAAUGGUUCAUACCAACCUAGUAAUCAGAUGCUAUUAAGUUUUUAUAAGUACUAUAAACAAGCAACUGAAGGACCAUGUUUGGGCAGUCGGCCACCCUUUUGGGAUGUUGUAGGAAGAGCCAAGUACGAUGCAUGGAAAUCUUUAGGACAUAUGCCUAAAGAGGAAGCCAUGAAGCAUUAUGUGGACGAAUUGCACAGCAUUGUGGAAACCAUGAGUUACACAGAUAAAGUAGCCAAUUUUUUAGAAGCACCCACAACCGAAUUGGAUUCACUAAGUAUGACAGAUUUAGAAUUAGUUGCAGGGGAUGUAAUAGAAAGGGUACGGUCCCAACCAAACUCGCCUUUAGCGUCCAGGGAAACCUCACCUCAAAGGGUACGCUCAAGUUUAGGAACAAGUUCCGCUACCUCGUCUUCUGUAUCACCUGAAGAUUCCGAACAUAGCGAUGAAGAAUAUAUAGACUCCGUUGAGGUUCCCGACCCUAAACUGUCGAGACAGCUACAAAAUGGAGUGAUACCGUCAGGUGAACAAAUUUCUACGAUGAAUGGCUUUGUAAAAGAACACAAAUCGCGGGCGAAAACCAGACCCCAGCCCCAGCAAUCCGUACAUAUACCUACAAGUCAAUCCUUCACUGUCGACAUUAAUGAUGAGAUAAGAGCAACAAUGAACAGUUUAAAAGCUGCUGUUGAAAGGUUGACCAACAAAGUGAAUUCUUUGGAGCAUAUGAACAUCGUGCCCAGAAAGAGAAGUUGGCUCUUUGAUGAUCUCAAGCCUCAACUGAUAAUUUUCCUUCUUACGUGGCCUUUUGUCGCAUCUUUUGUAAUGAAUCGGUUCUAUUUUAAUCGGAAUAGGAGUUAGACACUAUGACCUGUACACUUGGUAGGUGACAUUGAGUGGUGUAAAUAGCAUAUAAGUUGUACGAUAGAGGUCAACAUAGUUUCUAAAAUUUCAAAUUCUUCACUUAGAAGUGGUUUUCCAAAAAUAUAUGGUUUUGUGCUUUCUCGAAAUAUAAUACAGAGUUACAAAUUAAUUACUUUUGUGCAUUUAAUUAAAAAAUUAAGGUUUGCUUUGGAUAAUAAAAUAUUGUUAAUUCAGUCUAUUUUGAUUGCUGUAUGUUGGAGCACUUAAUAAUAAAUUUCAUACAGUCACAAUGACAAAAUAUAUAAUUGCCAAAAACUUUGAUAAUAAGUUAUAUUGAAAAAAUUAAAAAUAAUAUUAAUUAGUGGAGAAUUAGUAAUAAAAUGCUGUCUAGCAAUGGUGCAAAGAAUACUAUAUUCUUAGGGAAAUUGGGAAAGAGGCUGUUGUUUUAAAGCUUUAUCACAUACAAAUAUAGUGAAAUAAAAUUAAAUCUUAAGAAAUAAAUAAAAUGUACACUUAAACCUUUGGUAUAGUUGCCAAAUGUAGUUGAACCAGUUAAUUCUUAUGACGUGUAUAUUUACAUAAAAAAUGUGGGUUAAAAUAAACCGGUGAUAGUCG